AUGGACCUCUCAGAGAUUGGCGAGGCCGCGGCCUAUCUCAGAAGAAGGGAGGCUGAGCUGCUUCUGCUCCAGGCCACGGCCUUCGAUGGGAAGAAGAAAUGCUGGAUUCAUGAUGGGAAGAACACUUAUGUUGAGGCUGAGAUUAGAGGGGGUGGAGAUGAUGGCAGAAUAAUUGUUGAGACAACAGAUGGAAAGAGUCUGAGUGUCAAGGAGGGCGAAAUCCAGCAGAUGAAUCCCCCAGAGUUUGAAAUGAUUAAAGACAUGGCACUGACUCACCUCAAUGAAACAUCUGUGCUGCAUGCCCUGAAGAGGCGCUAUAAUCAUUGGAUGAUCUAUAUAUAUUCGGGUCUCUCCUGUGUGAGCCUCAAAAGUGGCUUCCAGUAACACAGAGCAGUGGCAGCCAUCUACAAAGGGAAGAGGCGGUCAGAGGCUCCCCCUCACAUCUUCGCUGUGGCCAAUAAUGCCUUUCAGGAUAUGCUUCACAAUCGAAAGAAUCAGUCUGUACUCUUCACAGGAGAAUCUGGUGCUGGAAAGACUGUGAACACCAAACAUAUUAUCCAGUACUUUGCCACCAUAGCAACCACGGGUGAAUCCAGAGAAAAGCCAGGGACUCUACAAAAUCAAAUCAAAUGAGUGAAUCCUGUCUUGGAAGCAUUUGGAAAUGCCAAAACCUUGAGAAAUGACAACUCCUCUCGCUUUGGCAAGUUCAUCGGGAUGCACUUUUGUGCCAGAGGCAAGCUGUCAUCUGCAGACAUCGACAUCUAUUUGCUUGAAAAAUCCCGGGUUGUUUUCCAGCAGCCUGGAGAGAGGAACUACCAUAUAUUCUAUCAAAUUCUGUCUGGGAAAAAAGAACUUCAUGAUAUGCUCCUUGUGUCUGAAAAUCCCUCUGACUUUCACUUUUGCUCUCAUGGAGCAGUUGCUCUGGAGAGCUUGGAUGAUGCUGAAGAAUUGCUGGCCACAGAUCAAGCCAUGGACAUUUUGGGCUUUCUUCCUGAUGAGAAGUACGGAUCCUAUAAGCUCACUGGAGCCAUCCUGUACUUCGGAAACAUGAAAUUUAAACAGAAGCCCAGAGAAGAGCAAGUAGAAGCAGAUGGCACAGAAAAUGCUGACAAAGCUACUUUCCUCAUGGGCGUUAACUCCUCUGAGCUGGUGAAGGGCUUGAUCCAUCCUAGAGUCAAAGUUGGUAAUGAAUAUGUUACUAGAGGUUUGGAGACUGCCCAGCUGAAAGUCACUCCUACUUGGAGUCUAUCAGAAACCUGCUACUACAGCAGUGCCUUUGCAUCACGGCAACAGGAUCUGCAUCUGUACAGCAGCAUCAGGAAGGUGAUCUCCAUAUGUUACUCAUUUGCCAUCUUGAAGCUAAUCUUCAUUGACAUUCUUGACAUCACUGGUUUUGAGAUGCUUAAUUAUAACAGCCUUGAAGAAAUUUGCAUUAAUUUUACCAUUGAAAAUUUACAACAGUUCUUCAGUCAACACAUGCUUGUUUUGGAGCAAGAGGAAAAUAGGAGAGAAGGCAUUGACUGGGUGUCCAUUGAGUUUGGCCUGGACUUGCAAGCCUGAGAAGAUCUCAUUGAGAAGCCAAUGGGCAUCUUUUCCAUCCUUGAAGAGGAAUGUAUGUUUCAUCAGGCUACAGAUGUGACUUUCAAGACCAAACUUUCUGACAACCAUUUUGGAAAGCCAGUUCAUUUCCAGAAGCCCAAGCCUGACAAUAAGAAGAAAUAUGAAGCUCACUUUGAACUUGUCCAUUGUGCAGGAGUGGUGCCUUAUAACAUCAGUGGCUGGCUUGAAAAGAACAAAGACUUUCUUAAUGAAACAGUGGUGGCUAUAUUUCAGAAGUCGUCCAACAGACUCCUGGCAAAACUCUUUGAAAAUUACAUCAGUACCAACACUGCUCUACCGUUUGGGGAGAAGAAAGGCAAGAAAGGAGCUUCAUUCCAAAUGGCUGCAUCUCUGCAUAAAGAAAACCUAAAUAAGUUGAUGACUAACCUGAAAUCAAAAGCACAUUUUGUGAGAUGCAUAAAUCCCAAUGUGAAAAAAAUGUCAGGUGUAAUGGAUGCUUAUUUGGUUCUACAGCAUCUGCACUGUAAUGGUGUCUUGGAAGGGAUCAGGAUAUGCAGUGAAGGUUUUCCAAACUGACUGCUGUAUGCUGAUUUUAAACAAAGGUACUACAUUCGGAACCAAAGGGCCUUUCCAAAGAGCAAGUUUGUGAGCAGCAGAAAAGCAGCUGAAGAAUUACUUGGCUCCUUGGAGAUAGACCAUACACAGUACCACUUUGGAAUCACUAAGGUGUUUUUAAAAGCCGUCUUGGGCCAACUGAAAGCAAUGAGAGAUGAGAGACUAUCUAAAGUCUUUACAUUGUUCCAAGCCAGAGUACGGGGAAAACUGAUGCAAAUCAAAUUCCAGAGGAUUCUGGGAGAGAGGGAUGCACUUCUUUUGAUCCAGUGGAAUGUAAGAGCUUUCAUGGCUGUGAAGGGCUGGCCAUGGAUGAGGCUCUUUUUCAAGAUCAAGCCUCUUGUUAGAUCUGCUGGAAUGGGAAAGGAGGUAGCUGGACUGAAGGAAGAGUGUGUGCAGCUGCAAAAAGCCUUGGCAAAAUCAGAAUCUCAGAGGGAGGAGCUGAAAGCCAAGUAAGUCUCCCUACUCCAGGAAAAGAAUGACUUGCUUUUUCAGCUGCAGGCUGUGACUGAGACCCUGGCAAAUGCUGAAGAGCAGUGCGAGUCACUGAUUAAAUCCGAGAUCCAGCUGGAGGCCAGCGUCCAGGCGCUGUCUGUGGCGGCGGGGCUGGGGGAGGAAGAAGAGGAGGUAAAUUCCCAGCUGACUGCCAGGGGGCGGAGACUCGAAGAUGAAUGUUCCGCGUCGAAGAAGGAAGAAAUCGAUGACUUGGAAACACUAUUGGCGAAGUCACAGAAGAAGCGUGCUUCAGAGUACAAGGUUAAGCAUCUGACUGAGGAGGUGGAGUCUCUCAGUGAGGAUGUCAGCAAACUUCAGCGAGCAGCCAAGGUUGCUCAGGAGACCCACCAGCAGACCCUGGAGGACCUGCACGUGGAAGAGGAGAAAACCCUCACCCUGAGCAAAACCAAGCUGACACUAGAGCAGCCAGCGAACGAGCUUGAGGGUGCCCUUGAGCAGGAGAGCAAAGCGAGAAUGAACUGUGAAAAGGAAAGCAAACUGGAGGGUGAGGUAAAGCUGAACCAGGAAAGCAUGGAGGACCUGGAGAGCAGGCAGCUGCAGCUAGCAGAAAAGCUGAGGAGGAAAGAAUUAGAAAUGAAUCAGAUGAGUUCAAAGGUGGAGAAAGAGAAAGGCCUGGUGGCUCAGCUUCAGAAGAUGGUUAAAGAGCUCCAGACUCAGAUACAGGUUUUGAAAGACGAACUGGAAACUUAAAGGACCACUCGAGCCAAGGUAGAAAGGGAGAGAACUGACCUCAGAGAGCUGGAAGAUCUGAAUGAGGGGCUGGAGGAGACAGGAGGGGCCAGUUUGGCUCAGCUGGAAAUAACUAAGAAACAAGAAACAAAAUUCCAGAAGCUCUGCCGAUACAUGGAAGAGUCCACACUGCACUUUGAGGCAACCUCUGUCUCUUUGAAAAAGAGGCACAGAGACAGCCUGGCUGAGCUGGAGAGCCAGGUAGAAAAUCUACAACAGGUCGGGCAGACACUGGAAAAAGACAAGAGUGACCUGCAGCUCAAAGUGAAUGAUGUCCUGACCCAUGUUGAGCAGAUGACCAGAGCUAAGGGUAACGCUGAGAAGCUCUGUAGUCUGUAUGAGGAGCACUUGAAUGAAGCAAAUGCAAAACUAGAUGAAGUGACUCAGUUGGCAGAUGAUCUGACAGCACAGAAAACAACGCUAUGGAGUGAAAACGGUGAGUUCCUAAAAAGGCUAGAAGAAAAGGAAGCUCUGAUAAACCAACUUUCCAGGGAAAAGAUUACCUUCACUCUGCAGAUUCAAGACCUGAAAUGGCAAUUGGCAGAAGAGACCAAAUCACAGAGCGCCCUGGCCCAGGCCGUGAAGUCGGCCAAGCGUGACUGUGACCUUCUAUGAGAGCAGUACCAGGAAGAGCAAGAGGCCAAGGCUGAGCUGCUCCAGGCCCUGUUCAAAGACAAUGCUGAAAUGGUGAAGUGGAGAACCAAGUAUGAAGACGACACCAUCCGGAGCACUGAGAACCUGGAGGAUGCCAAGAAGAAGCUGGCAAUUCGGUCGCAGGAGGCUGCCGAAGCCAUGGGGGUGGCCCAUGCCAGAAGGGCCUCCCUGGAGAGGGCCAGGCUCCGACCUCAGCUCGAGCUCGGGGACACCCUGUCACAUCGUGGGAAGGCGCGCCGCGUGGCCACUGCGCUGGACCGGCUGCAGCAGCACUUCGACCAGUGCCUGGACAGCUGGAGGCGGGAGCACGAGUAGCCUCAGACGAUGCCAGGCACCCCGCAGGAGGCCCGGGCCCUCAGCGCCCAGCUCCUCGAGCUCAGGCACACCUACGAGGAGAGCGCCGCGAGCCAGCAGACCCUCCGGAGGGAGAACAAGAACCUGAAGGAAGAGAUUUCUAAUCUGAAAAAUCAGAUGAAAGAAGGAAAGAAGAACUUAAGUGAAAUGGAAAAGGUCAAGAAGUAGAUUGAACAAGAAAAGACUGAAGUCCAAACGGCAUCAGAAGAGGCCGAGGGAGCUCUGGAACGCAACGAAAGCAAGAUUCUUCGUCUGCAGCUUGAACUCUCAGAAACUAAAGCGGAAAUUGAAAGAAAGCUUUCAGAGAAAGAUGAAGAAAUAGAAAAAUGUAGGAGGAAGCAGCAGUGUGCUAUUGACUCCCUGCUGUCGAGUCUGGAUUCUGAAGCUCGGAGCAGAAUUGAGGCCACUGGGCUGAAGAGGAGCAUGGAAGGGGACCUCACUGAGACGGAACUCCAGCUCAGCUGUGUCAACUGGCAGGUGUCAGAGGCAACCAAAUCCCUGGGCCAGCUUCAGAUCCAGAUCAAGGACCUUUGGGCGCAGCUGGAUGACAGCACACGCCUGAACAGUGAGCUGAAGCAGCAGUUGGCGGUGGCCGAGCUGCGCAAUGCUCUUCUCCAGGCUGAAAUCGAGGAGCUGAGGGCCUCGCAUGAGCUGACAGAACGCGGGAGCAGGCUGGCGGAGGAAGAGCUCCUGAAAGCCACAGGAAAAAAAAUCAAUCUUUUCCACGCCCAGAACACGAGUCUCCUCAGCCAGAAGAAGAAACUGGAGGUUGAUGUUGCCAGGAUGCAGAAGGAAGCUGAAGAGGCGAUGCAAGGGUGUCAAAGUGCAGAAGAGAAGGCCAAGAAGGCAGCCACCCACCGAGCAAACAUGUCAGAAGAACUGAAGAAGGGGCAAGAUACCAAUGCCCACUUGGAGAGGAUGAGAAAGAACAUGGAGCAGAGAGACUUACAGGAGAGGCUGGAUGAUGCUGAGCAGACUGCCAUGAUAGGGAAUAGAAAGCAAAGCCAGAAACUCGAAUCCAGGGUCCGUGAACUGGAUGGUGAACUGGAAAGCGAAGUCUGACGCAUCGCGGAGGCCCAGAGGGGACCCCGCAGGUUUGGGCGAUGCAUCAAAGAGCUGACCCACCAGGCAGAGGAAGAUAAGAAAAAUAUGAGCAGGAUGCAGACUCUGAUGGAAAUCCAGCUAAACGUACAAAGUUAUAAGCAGGAAAUUGAGGCAGUGGAAGCAGAAGCUAGUCAAUACCUUUCCAAGUAUAAGAAGCAGCAACAUAAGUUGAUUGAAGCUAAGGAAAGGGCAGAGAUAGCCGAAUCUCAAGUUAAUAAGCUCAAGAUUAAAGCAAAAGAGUUUGGGGAAAAGGAGGAGAGCCUGAAAUUCCUUCAACUGUCAGAAACCAAAGGAAAAGGUUUUCUGAUAGAACUGUGCAUCAGGUCUGUGGAGCAAAUUGGUGAUGUGGCUAGUCUCUCCCUCAUGGGGUCUUCUAUAGAGGGCGCUGCCUUCACUGGCAAUGCAAGGCGAGCAGAAAAUUGA
Molecule: messenger RNA, 5952 nt
Organism: Mesoplodon densirostris (Blainville's beaked whale)
Lineage: Eukaryota; Metazoa; Chordata; Mammalia; Artiodactyla; Ziphiidae
Gene: MYH15
Product: myosin heavy chain 15
Cellular component (GO): myosin complex
Molecular function (GO): actin filament binding; cytoskeletal motor activity; ATP binding
Source: RefSeq, a predicted model, not a curated record